Messenger RNA from Silurus meridionalis, 2166 nucleotides. RefSeq names its product heme-binding protein soul5, like (gene soul5l). Lineage: Eukaryota; Metazoa; Chordata; Actinopteri; Siluriformes; Siluridae. The transcript has 7 exons. The coding region runs from base 174 to 941 and encodes 255 amino acids. Gene Ontology annotation, cellular component: cytoplasm. The record is from RefSeq and is a predicted model, not a curated record.
CACAUCUCCUACGAAUCCUUACUCGCGCCCUCGUUACUUCACCUGUCCUUCUCGAGAGUGCGCGAAUGCGGUCGGCGUGAACGCGCAUCGGUCUCCAGGCCCGUGCGUGCACGCGCUCUAAGUGUCGUCCGGCUGAAAAACCGGAGCACUUUAUCAUCAUCAUCAUCAGUUUGAUGUUCCUGAGCGGUGAACCUGUCAGCAUGUUUCUCCUGCGCUGCAUCACGUCUUCAGUUCUGCUGAUACUGGCUGAGAGUGAAGUGGGCCCGAGUAAUUCCCCAAGCAGUUACUGUACCGAGUCUAAAGAGUGCCUGCAGUUUGAGUUGGUGUGUCAGACGGAGGAGUAUGAGGUGCGACAUUACUCUCCAACUCGGUGGGUGUCGACUGAUGCUGAAGCGUAUCUUAUGGGAGUUGGAGCAGCAAUGGCCUUUAGACGCCUCUAUCAGUACAUCACUGGAACCAACGAAGCAGGUAUUCAGAUGGAGGCAACAGCUCCAGUUCUAGUUGAAGUACCAGAAGAGACUCACACAUGGGAGCCGGCAAUCUACACACUCAGCUUCCUGCUUCCAUCAGUCUUCCAACAAGAUCGCCCUCCUGCACCGACCAAUGACAAGCUGUAUUUUACUGAGAUGCCUGAGAUGGAUGUGUAUGUGAGGAGUUAUGGUGGCUGGAUGCUCUCCGUCUCGUCCCGACUCCACACACACCUGCUAACUAAAGAGCUACAGAGGGUUAACGCUACUUAUAACCACACGCACCACUACGCUGUGGGCUACGACAGUCCUCUGAAACUCUUACACAGACACAAUGAGGUGUGGUACGUGGUGAACGGCGAGCCAGUGUGCAACGCAACGACAUAUAAACCCACUCAGAGCACCAACACUAAUACGCCUACUGCUAGCACUGCUAAUCCUCCUGCUAUUAGCGAUCCUCCUGCUACAGAGUAACCAGGUAAAAGCCCAACGAACGCAAAAAUGUCUAUUUACCUAGUUAAAAACAUAAUAUAGCAUAAAUAAGCAUAAAUAGACUUCUAGGCAAAUUUGGUUGUUAGUCGUUUGAUGUAUGUUCUGGGUUGGGUCACACUGCACUGCCCUCUAGUGCUCAAUGCUUUUAUUACAUGCAAAUAUACUGUAUUAAUCAAAAAAAGUGUAAUGCAACUCCUCUACCUAAGAACACACAACCCUCUACUGGACUUCUGUAGGUUUAAUCUAAUUCCGUACCUGAACACUCAAGCCUGAACACUGCACACUGUACAGUCAGGAGCAGAGGUCGACCGAUUUUCCCGAUAUCGAUAGCUAGGUUUGAAUAAAGUUUACUGAUAACCGAUUAAUCAACCGAUAGUUUUUAAAAUGGAUACUGGUCAAAACAAACGCUUUAAUAAUAACGGCAGACCUUCUCCUCCGCUCCAGCAACAGAAUCAACCUGGAAAAACUAUCGGUAUGGUAUCACAGAUGUUUCAAGCAAUCAACCAUCGGUGCCAAUUUAUCGAUUCGUCGGUCGAGUCAGGAGUCGUUUCCAUGAUGCAGUGUGCAUUGUGUACCACAACAACUUUAGGUCUCUAUAAAGCUGGUUAUAAACAUGAAAACACACCUAAAGAGAAACGAGUGAUUACUGCUAAACUGCCCUAUCUGUUAUUACUACUCCACUGCAGUGUUAUAUCUCUAUCAUAAUAUAAUAAAUACAAAUCAUUUCUCCACUACACACUCAAUCUUCCACUUUAUUUCUCUGUUACUCUUCUCUAGGGGGCUCCAGUGAAUCGGUCGUGUGAUUCUGCAUGUGUUUAGCAGAUCUGACCACACUGGCAGCGUCGCUAUUAUCACACACUUAUCUUAUCAGGAGUAUCCAACUAACAGGGUAAAAAAAUCUCCAGCUUCAGCUCAGUGUCCAGAUUUAGCUUUAGUAUGGUUCCUUGUGGGUUCUUUAGGAUCCAUGCAGUGGUACAAAACAACAAACUCUUCAGGAUGAAGCUUUGCUUUUAGAAUGUGUCGUGUAUUUAUUACUAUGUUUCUCAGACUUUUGCUACUCAGUCUUGUCCCUGAGCUGAUUAUGUUUAUAAAGCGUUUUAGUAUCACGGCUUGCACAUGCUCAGAUCAAAAGGUGCUUCAUCUGGUGUAAUUGUGGAAGAUAAAACCUCCAGGCUGCAACUGCAAUUACUAAUAAAACCAUAUCACA